This is a messenger RNA of Dacryopinax primogenitus, 1974 nucleotides long. Its product is annotated as capsular associated protein. The coding region runs from base 12 to 1901 and encodes 629 amino acids. The record is from RefSeq and is a predicted model, not a curated record. Lineage: Eukaryota; Fungi; Basidiomycota; Dacrymycetes; Dacrymycetales; Dacrymycetaceae. The transcript is spliced from 4 exons.
CGGUCAACGACAUGGGAAACCUUAACUCCGCCCCCCGGAGAAGGGUGCUCAUCGCCCUCGUGUCCCUCACCGCCGUCGUCCUCAUCAUCCUCAACCGCAGGCAGAACCCCGAUGCAAGCUGGUUCUCCCUCUCGGCUAUAUCCAGCUCAUCCUCCGUCGAUCGUGGGAUCGCACAUCCUAUCCCACAGCUGAUGCUCGAUGCUCAGACGAAAUUUCGUGCUCUUGUAGCGAGGCAGAGUCAGACGCUCGACCAGGCUGUGAGAGAGUACAAGAAGAGGUAUAAGAGGGCACCGCCGCAGGGGUUCGACAAGUGGUGGAAGUUCUGCGAGGAACAUGAUGUCAAGGUCAGGGAUGAGUACGACCAGAUGAUGCGCGAUUUCGAGCCGUUCUUUGCUCUCUCAUCGGACGAGAUGAGACGUCGCUCGGAACAGGUCGCUCUCCUCCCUUCUAUCGACCUUGUUCGUAUACGGAAUGGCGACGCCAAGGUCGUCAACAUCCAAAAUGGCUUUGACGAUUCCGAAGUCUCAGCUCGUGCAAGAGGGUUCAAAGUCAUGAUUGAGCCGUUUAUGAAAGAGUUGCCUGAUCUUGACUUUCCUAUCAACGCCAAAGCCGAGGGUCGCAUUCUUAUCCCCUGGGAGCAUGUACAUUACCCAAAUAUGACAAAACAAGAUUCCUCAGGCGGUGUGGAAGAUAUGCUCGGAGGCAAGUUCAUCCCCGAUUGGCGGGGCGAUUCCUCCGUCUGGGAAGCAUUCCGUCGCACCUGCCCGCCUACCUCUGCUGCUCGGCGACUAUACUCCGCCACCGUCGCUCAGCUCGAAAGCGGACAGAUCCCGAUGAACCUCCUCAGUGCGCAGGCCGAAGCACGGGGAAAGGCCCCUGUGCCUAGCGGUGACUUCUCCUUCCAGGAAGAUACCGAUGACCAUUUCUCCUUCUGCGACCAUCCGGAGAUCCAUGUCCAGCAGGGUCAUUUCUUCUCCGACUGGCGUACAAUUCCCGUCCUCUACCCCGUUUUCUCCCCUGCUAAGGCACCCGGGUUCGCAGACAUCCUCAUUCCGAGCCACUACUACUAUGCCAGCACGAAACGGUACACCUAUGGGUGGGACCCGGUACGAGAGGUCAUCAAGGAGACCGAUGAUGGCGAGGUGAGGUGGAACAGGAAGAAGGACCUGAUAUUCUGGAGAGGGGCGACCACGGGUGGAGGAAGUAGCCCGCCGGGGUUCAUCGCGCAUUAUCAGAGGCAUCGAUUUAUACGCAUGACAUCCGACGUCACGUCAGACAAAAACCGCACCGUCGUAGUCGCCAACCCUCCAGGAACAAACCACUACGUCGCCGCACAAGUACCCAUCCCGACGCUGAACACCUUCAUCGACGCUGCGUUCACCAAAGCGGUGGGAUGCUCUGCCUACCCAGGUGGGGGCUGUGAGGCCAUGCGUCGCGAGCACAGGUUUGCAGACGCCGUCUUGCUCAAUGAACAUUGGAAGUACAAGUAUUUGAUUGACGUGGAUGGGAUGGGCUACUCGGCGCGGUUUAUGGGCUUCUUGGCCAGUGAGAGCGCGGUCAUGAAGAAUACUGUAUAUUUGGAGUACUUCUCCGAGUGGAUCCAACCUUGGCUCCACUUCAUUCCCGUCUCCCAGAAUUAUCAAGAGAUCUACAACAUCUACUCCUACUUCUCAGGAGGAGAGUCCCUCGCCCAAAUCGCCAACGCCACCAAUCCCGUCCCUCCUACCAUCGGGCGGAAACACGACGGGGACACGCAACUGCGGCUGAUUGCGAAGGCCGGCCGGCAGUGGAAGAAGACUAUUGGCAGGAAAGUUGACAUGGAAGCGUAUGUGUAUCGCUUGUGUUUAGAGUAUGCGCGGCUGUGGGCAGAUGACAGGGAUGAAGGGUCGUUCAAGGGUUGAUGGACUCGUUCAGUAGGGAGACUACCCUAGAGAUUUGUAUUGUACUCGUAGUAAUAUCAUCCUUAUACUAUAU